Molecule: messenger RNA, 1161 nt
Organism: Laetiporus sulphureus 93-53
Lineage: Eukaryota; Fungi; Basidiomycota; Agaricomycetes; Polyporales; Laetiporaceae
Exons: 2
Coding region: 1-1161 (386 amino acids)
Source: RefSeq, a predicted model, not a curated record
AUGGCAGCCCGCAAGGGCUCGCACGUCGACACCUCCACUCACGCCUCCGCCAGCCACGCCGACGCCGCCCUCCUCCUCAGCCUCAAAGGCUCCCAGGCGCCCGCCUCCUCCUCUUCAAAGAACAAUGCAUCGUUCUCUGUCGCCGCCACUAUCAUCCGCGCGUCGUCUUCCCGCCGGCGGGCACGAGCCUUCGGAAACUCCCACUCAGAAUACGCCGCCGAGGAGGCCUACCGCCGCCGGCAUUCCCACUCACGCUCGCCGUCCCCGCCCACGCACGUCAAGUUCGAGUUCGAGCUGAACCCGCCGGACGAGCCGGAGCACCCGCUCGAGAGGGCCGCGCGCAUCCGCACCCGCUCCAAGCGCGUCCCGCGCAAGAGCGCAAAGGGAUCCAUCACACUUCCCCGCGUGCUCAACCGUCCGGCCUACUGCGCGGUCCCCGCGUCGCGGUUCAAACCUAUCGACCCGAAGCUUGCGGAGAUACCCGUCGAGUACGUACAGGAUUCGCUUGCCGAGCUCGGGCCUGGCAUGCUCAACAUACUCGCGUCAGUCGAGUUUGAAUCGAUUUGCGACACCGGCGAGGGCAUCCCCGAGGAGGUCUCGCUGUCCGUGAGCGAUGACUCUUCCGAUGCGCCGACGCACGUCUUUGCGAUACAUGACCGCCAGCCGGACCGCCUCCGGAAACACAUCGUGCUCUACCCCGCACACCACCUCGUCUGGGCCGCGAACUGCGCCAAACUGCCCGAGUUUGCACCCUCGCAUCCCGGGCGGCCCGCGCCCGGCGAGCCAUACACCGUCCCCGUCGUCCCGCUGUGCAUCCCGCACUCCGCCACCUUUGCCGACCUCGCGGCGUACAUCUACUCGAAACGCGCUGACAACCUCUUGUCUGCGCUACUUCCUGACAAUGCGUUUGCGAGGCUGGCGGAUCCGAGGAGGAAUGCGCACCUCGUGUAUGCGGAGAGUUUGGCGAUGAAGUAUAGUGCGAAGGAGCUGUUGACGAGAUAUGUUACGCGGGUGCAGGGUUUGUGGAGGAAUGUGUGUGCGCUGGGACUCUAUGACCAGGGGAUCUGGUUUAUAAUUGAUCUGGUCUGGGAGGUGCUGCUGAAUGCGGUUGCGAUCAGUACUGGCUCGAAGGUGCUUCCUGGGAGGGAUGUUGACUUUUGA